AUGGUUGCAUUCAGAAACAUUGGCCUCGGCCUGUUUUUAGCACAGUCCGCUCAAUGUAUGGACCUCGACAGCAAAGAUGGCAUUGUAAAGGCGUCAAAGGCCCUUGCUUCCGACCUCAUCAAAUUCUACAAAGGCAAUGAGAGCGGCCAGAUUCCUGGGCUUUUGCCCGAAAGGGAAAUGGGAACUGAUGGUUACUACUGGUAUCAAUCCGGAGCUUUCAUGGGGGCCUACGUCGACUACUGGCAAUUGACAGGCGAUGACACCUACAACGAUCUUGUGGCAAAGGGAAUGCAAUGGCAAAGAGGACAAGAAAAUGACUUUAUGCCCGCCAACCAGAGCAGGGAAGUCGGGAACGACGACCAGUCUACUUGGGCAUUGGCUGCUCUCACAGCUGCUGAAUAUGGAUUCCCUACUCCCUCUGGAAACAGUUCAGACUGGCUCGAUUUGGCCACCGCCGUCUGGCAAGAGCAGCGUUCUCGAUGGGACACCGAAGUAAAGGAUGAUGUCUGCGAUGGUGGUCUCCGAUGGCAAAUAUUCCCAUUCAAUACUGGAUUCGACUACAAGUCAAUUCUUGCAAACACUCUUUUCUUCAACAUCGGGGCGCGUCUGGCUAGAAUAACAGGCAAUGACACAUACGCCGACUACGCGUCAAAGACCUGGGAGUGGCUCGAGGCCUCGGAGUUGAUCAACAACAAGACCUGGGCGGUUUACGACGGAGCUAAAACAACAGAGAACUGCUCUGAAAUUAACAAGAUCCAGUUCUCCGCAGGUCCCGCAUCGCUUGCUAUGGGCGCCGCUUUCAUGUACAACUUUACCGAUGGAUCGGACGCGUGGAAAAAGCGAACUCAGGAUAUCACCUCGGCGACUCUGAAGACCUUCUUCAAGGACGGAAAGUUCACGGAGAUUGCGUGUAGCAAAGGCACUUGUCCUCGAGACUUUAUCACACAAAAGGCGCAGGUCCACAGAUGGCUGGCUGUGACCACUCAGGUUGCUCCCUUCACGGCUGAUUCUGUGCUUCCUGCUCUUCUCAAAUCAGGCAAAUCACUAAAAGCUGAAGGUAACGGCGAUGACGCCCUGGAGCAGACACUGGCCAACUUUGCUGUUGUGUCGAACCUCUUGAUUGCCGACUCUGCUGCUCCUUCGACGGAGAAGGAGACAGCCGGUGACAAGUCGGAUAAGGCGAAGGAGAACCCUUCUUCUACUACCAUAUCCGGCACCAGCGCAUCCGCGACAGACGCUGCGGACAACGCGGCUCUCAAAGGGACCGGAUCUGGAAGCCUUAUGGUCAUCUUCGUGCUUUUCCUGUCAUCGCAGUGGCUUCUGUAG
Fusarium sp. VM40 is the source of this 1326-nucleotide messenger RNA. The record is from the annotation of a GenBank genome assembly. NCBI's taxonomy places the organism in Eukaryota, Fungi, Ascomycota, Sordariomycetes, Hypocreales, Nectriaceae.